GAGAGAGAGAGAGAGAGAGAGAGAGAGAGAGAGAGAGAGAGAGAGAGAGAGAGAGAGAGAGAGAGAGAGAGAGAGAGAGAGAGAGAGAGAGAGAGAGAGAGAGAGAGAGAGAGAGAGAGAGAGAGAGAGAGAGAGAGAGAGAGAGAGAGAGAGAGAGAGAGAGAGAAAGGGGGGCAUAGCCGACCCCGACUGCGCAGCACAUCAACCCCACACCGUGGAGGAGACAUGAACGCCUGAUGAGUUCUUUUUUGGAGGAGUGUUUUUCUAUAAAACGACAGGAAGAUGACCUUUGACCUGGCGAGGCUGCCCGUACUGGCUGUCAUCAUGCUGGUCACAGCGAUCCGCGGUGGAAGAGUCCUCAGUGGUCAACGGGUGUGUCUGGGCGUGGCCUGGCGAGCGUGCUACAAGAUGGCGUACUUCCACGACGUGUCCAGCCGCGUGGACUUCAGGGAGGCGGAGCUCGCGUGCCGCAUGGACGGCGGCCAGCUCGUUAGCAUUCGCACGCCACAAGAACAAAAACACAUCCAGAGCCUGCUGGAGGAUUUGCGUCUGGGCUCGGGCAUAUCAGAUGGCGAUUUUUGGAUCGGUUUGACCCGCGCAGACGACGAGCGCAACCCUCCCGAUGGUGUCACUUCCUGUCUGCAACGCUACAGGUGGACCGACGGCAGCUCGGCGUCCUUCAGGAAGUGGUACUCGGACGAGCCGUCGUGCGGCGCCGAGUCCUGCGUGGUGAUGUAUCAUCAGCCGCGUGCGGAUCCGGGAGUGGGCGGGGCCUACCUUUAUCACUGGAAUGACGACCGGUGCUCCAUGAAACAUAAUUUUAUCUGCAAAUAUCAACCAGAACGCCACCCGGAGGAGGACCCCAGCAUCGCGACUGCUGGGCAGGGAACGGAGACUACACUGGACAGGGGUCACGUCACCUUGACAGGAACUUCAGGCCCGUUGGCGCUGUACGUCAUCCUUCCAACCAUCCCGCUGCUGCUGCUCAUCUUGGCGGCCUCGGCCACUUGCUGCUGCCGCCUGCUGAGCACAAGCUCGCCGGCGAGGCAGGCCAACCUCUGGAUUGCCAAGCCGCCCAAAGGUGACAUCAUGGAGCCAUGACAGCGCAGCUCCCGGUGAUGUGGGCGGAGCCAAAAGUGUCACCUGACAUCCUUAGAGGAUCGCAUGCUGAGCUUGUUUUGCUGUGUUCCAAGUCGUGAGCAUGAGAAAAUGUUCACUUUUUUUUUUCUUUUAUAUCUGCUGAAGCUCGGGGCUGAGCUCACACCAUGCACAAAUAAAUGGAAACUCAUAA
This is a messenger RNA of Syngnathus typhle (broad-nosed pipefish), 1291 nucleotides long. It is a transcript of the gene chodl, whose product is annotated as chondrolectin. The transcript has 8 exons. The record is from RefSeq and is a predicted model, not a curated record. Gene Ontology annotation, cellular component: cytoplasm. Lineage: Eukaryota; Metazoa; Chordata; Actinopteri; Syngnathiformes; Syngnathidae. Gene Ontology annotation, biological process: positive regulation of axonogenesis. Bases 283 to 1101 code for a protein of 272 amino acids.